Messenger RNA from Penaeus vannamei (Pacific white shrimp), 792 nucleotides. NCBI's taxonomy places the organism in Eukaryota, Metazoa, Arthropoda, Malacostraca, Decapoda, Penaeidae. The record is from RefSeq and is a predicted model, not a curated record.
AUGCGACGAGAUGGCGUCCAGAGGGUCAAGCGGAUGCCUCCGAGGACGAGGGAGAUGAAGAUUCCGCGGAUAUUUCUUCGAGCUGGAGAUAUUAAUGCGGGCGUUCUCCCCGUUCUCUGGGCGAGAAGAGACUUUCCUCUUCUAGCCAAUGACAAAUCACUAAAGAGAGGAGACUUUGACUUUAGGUCAACCCCCAGUGGAAUAACAGCAUACAAAUGGACGGACAGCAAAGCAGUGCACUUGAUUUCCAAUUACCAUGGAACUGAGAUUAGCACAGUGCGGAGGAAAGAAAAAGAUGGAACGAAGGUGGUCGUUACCUGUCCACAAGUCGUUAAAGACUACAAUGACUACAUGGGAGGCGUCGACAAGCAUGACAUGCUUCGACAAUUGUAUGGUGUCAACAGAAAAGGCAAAAAGUGGUGGCACAGAAUAUUUUUUGGCUUGUUUGACAUGGCUAUUGUUAAUGCCUAUGUCAUAUACAAAGAAACCAAUGCAGAAAGUGCACCACUGUUGAACUUCCGCAGGGAAUUAGCGCAAGGCCUCCUCACACUAGGAAAAAGUAACGCCUCCCUGGGAGCUUCUAAGCGGCGCAAGGUUGCUUAUUCUGUUCCUGCCUCUGUCAGAUUCAACAACACUGGUGUUCAUUGGCCUCACUUCACUGAAAAGAAGGGAAGGUGCGAGGUGUGCUCCAAAAAGGGGGUUGAGUCCAGGCCAUUCUCUAUCUGCAGCCACUGCGGCAUUCAUCUAUGCUGCAAUGCCUCCAAGAAUUGUUUCAGGGAGUUCCACUCAUAA